UAAACAAACGCACUGAUUUUCCUUGAAACAUAAGCAUAAUUAAUUGCUAUCACAUUAUAUAUACAGUACGUAGUGUAGCUCUUUUGAUAUAAACAAAGCAUUUGUGUUGUGUAGUUUCCCCUUCUUUUAACACUGAUCUUGUAAAAUAAAAAAAAGGAGCAGCCUAACUGAUAAUACUUUCUUGAGGGAUUGCAGAGAUGGAGUGCUAUGGAUCAGGUGGUGAGGGGCGGAGGUGGACAAUCAUGGGGCGUAAAGGACCGCUGCGUCUGGUGUAGCACCGGAGCGACGACAACAACAUCCGUGGAAGAUGGCACUGACAGUAGUGCCAGUGGAAGUAUUGGGCGUUGCUCAUGUCUCAAGGUCACUGAAUCCAACCUCUCACGCAAAAAACGUAACAUAAUGCAAACAGGAAAUACGAUCCAAGUUAGUAUACCGAGAACGAAAAGAUUCAUUGAAAUGCCCAAGCAACCGCAGAGCUUCUCACGCAAAAAGCAUAAGAAAAUGCAAGCAGCAAAUACGAGCCAAGUAUGUCUAUCCAGAUUGAAGACAUUCACUGCACAGCCCAAGCAAGCAUUAACAACUAAGAAAUUGAAGAUCCCAAGAUCAGUCGAAGGUUGAAUCAUUGCCAGAUUUCCAAGCCAAGUCACCGCCAAGCACAAGAAGGCUACUAACUGAUAAACAGAAGCAAAUUUAAAAUAGUACUGAAAAACUGUAGUCCCCACCAUUCCCAGUGCAAAUUUCAUAAUUUUCCAAAUCUCGAAAAUCCACAUGAAAGGAGGCCAUGUACCCCACUUGUUAAAUCGUUCCUUAAUCCUUAAAUAAGCAGUCACUAGGCUUAGACCCUUGACUGAAUACAAUAAACCUACAUGGACAAAGAAGAAAA
Molecule: messenger RNA, 883 nt
Organism: Capsicum annuum
Lineage: Eukaryota; Viridiplantae; Streptophyta; Magnoliopsida; Solanales; Solanaceae
Exons: 2
Coding region: 208-618 (136 amino acids)
Source: RefSeq, a predicted model, not a curated record